AACAGUGGAACGCAGUAAACAUGUCGGCAGUUGUUAUGUGCAGCUUUUCGCCGAAGUGUUCCUAAAUAAACUUAGUGUGUGAGUUCCAGUUGUUUUACAUGCUGAUGGGACUGUUUGCCGUUUAUCAUAUUGAAAUUACAGGCAAGAAAAUUUGCAGUUGUGUGCAAUGAGUAGUCACCACCACUUGGGGCCCAAUGCCCCAACUGGAGAGAUCGAACACAUGAACUUCUUAUCCGAGCAUAUCGGGGCCUUGUACCUGAAUGAUGAGUACAGCGACGUCGUCCUCUCUGUUGAUGGGCACAAGUUCCACGGGCAUAAAGUUAUUCUUGCAGCGAGAAGUGAUUACUUCAGAGCUAUGCUUUUUGGUGGACUUCGAGAAUCACAGCAAUCAGAAAUUGAGCUUAAGGGAACCUCAUUAAGUGCUUUUAAGAGCCUCCUCAAGUACAUCUACACUGGUCAUAUGUCCCUGGCAAACCAAAAGGAAGAUGUGGUGUUGGACAUUCUAGGCCUAGCCCACCAGUACGGUUUUGUGGACCUGGAGGCGAGUAUUUCAGACUACUUGAGGGAGGCCUUGCAGGUGCGGAAUGCCUGUAUUGUGUUUGAUGCUGCGCGGCUUUACGGUCUCACCCAUCUGCAAGCGGUAUGUGCCGCCUACAUGGAGAGGCAUGCUGCCGAGAUGCUCAGGCACCAGACUUUCUUGCAGCUGUCACCGGAAGCCCUCACAGAGCUGCUGUCACGCGACUCCUUCUAUGCCCCCGAGGUUGACAUCUUCCGUGCUGUGUGCCAGUGGGCUGCAGCCAACCCUGAGUGUUGUGAGCGGGCAUUGGGGGAAGUGGUGUCAACAGUGCGGCUGCCCCUCAUGUCCCUCUCAGAGCUGCUCGGCGUUGUCAGGCCUGCCGGCCUGGUCUCCGCAGAUGCGAUCCUCGACGCCAUCCAGGCUCGGACCCAGGCCCGGAACUCGGAUCUCCAUUACAGGGGCAUGCUGUUGCCAGAGGAGAACAUGGCCCACCCACGGCACGGCACACAGGUUCUGCAGGGAGAGAUGAGGGCUGCACUGCUGGACGGUGACUCCAACAACUACGACAUGGAGCGCGGGUACACACGCCACGCCAUCUCAGAGUCUGCCAGUGACCACGGCAUUGUCAUAAAGCUGGGCACCCAGGCCCUCCUCAACAGCAUUCGCAUGCUUCUUUGGGACCGUGACCUCAGGUCCUACUCAUACUACAUUGAAGUAUCCAUGGAUCAGCUGGACUGGGUCCGUGUAAUUGACCACACCCGCUACUACUGCCGCUCCUGGCAAUGGCUGUACUUCGAGCCGCGAGUGGUGCGAUACAUCAGGGUCGUGGGAACCAACAAUACUGUCAACAAGGUGUUCCACGUAGUGAGCUUUGAGGCAAUGUAUACCGCAUCCAUGCCACCACUUCUGGAUGGACUUGUUGCUCCAAAAGAGAAUGUGGCAACCAUAGAAAAGAGCGCAUCGGUAAUCGAAGGUGUGAGUCGGAGUCGCAAUGCCCUCCUGAACGGGGACACGAGGACAUAUGACUGGGACUCAGGCUACACCUGUCACCAGCUGGGCAGCGGUGCCAUAGUUGUCCAACUCGGUCAGCCCUACAUGAUUUCGUCUAUGAGGUUGUUGCUGUGGGACUGUGACAGCCGCAGCUACAGCUACUACGUGGAGGUGUCGGUGAACACUUGGGACUGGGAGGUGGUUGCCGACAAGACGAGAGAGGCAUGCAGGUCCUGGCAAACCCUUACCUUCAAGCCCCGGCCCGUCGUCUUCAUCCGCAUUGUUGGGACACACAACACUGCUAAUGAGGUAUUCCACUGUGUGCACCUGGAGUGCCCUGCGCAGAUUUCUGAAGACUCGCCUCCUCCCUCCACUGGCAACAGCUUGGGCCACAGCCCACCAUCCGCACCGAAGGUCCUGCCCACUCCACCGACUCCUGCUAGUGGCAGCACCAGUGGUGGCAACAGCAGUAAACUCCAGGCGCAGAGGCAGCAGGAUGACGACGACGAUCGGCAAGAGGAGCAGCGGCAGCAGCAGUGGGAGGACCGUGAGCAGCAGCAGCGCCAGCAGCAGCAACAGCAGCAGGAACUGGAAAAGGACCUGCAGCGCCUGCACGACAACCCCAGCCACCAGUGUCAGCAGAGAGGUUCGCGUGAGGAACACGUUCGUCGCCGUCUCUGCUACCUGGCAGUGGGACCCGGUCCUUCUGCUGCACCUGCCUCGGAGAGCUUCCCUGCUGCCAGUCCGCCCCCACCCCCCUCGCUGUCACCAGCCGCGUCGUCCUCUCUGCCAGAUGUUGCUGAUGGGACGAGGGCUGAAGGGGAAGGAGAGGAAGUUGAAGAGGCGCGGCUGCCCCUAGAAGGUGGUGGAUCGCCGUGAUCUCCCCCUCCACCUUCCUGCUGCAGCUACUGUGGUGCCCUUGUGUUCCUGUGGGCGCCCUCGUAGCCCACCGGCGGGGAGUUCAUCCGAGUCAUUAUCCUGCGUGUUUGUGAUGUCACAUCACCUAACUGCUGCACAAAUAGUGUUUUGCCUGAGUUAUGUUUGUGUCAUGCUGUUGUGUGUACUUUCUGUUGCCUUUUGAUAAUUGUUUUCAUUCCACAAUCCUUUUUUUGCUCUGCUACUUGGAAAAGAUUGUUGACAUGUUAAAGAUGUUAUUUUGCAAGUACACCUUACUGAACAUAUAUUUCACAUUGUACUUAAUCAUCCAAGCAUAUGCAUAUGGUCUCUCUCUCUCUCUCUCUCUCUCUCUCUCUCUCUCUCUCUCUCUCUCUAGUAAAGUUGAGGAAAGACUGCAUUUUACUGGUGCCUCAGAUACACCUCUUGUAUUUAUUACUUCCUGUAAAAUUUUGAGACAGAAAUGCUGUCCUGUUACGCACAUUCAGGGGGUGAAAAACCAGUACUGCUAACAGGCACAUGUAAAAAUAUGCAACACUAACCCAGUUUUCAGAACUAAUAGUUGAUUCCUUUGUGAGGAGAGAGCGUAGUUCACGGAAUGCUAAAAAGGAAGGGCAGAUAUCUCAGACUCCAAAAUGACAGGGGUGCACUUGUGUUGAGGACAUCUCCUGUAUUUCCUGUUUUGCUUUUCAUCUUUAUUCUCUCUCUCCUCUUUCUCUUUUCUUUCACACACACACACACACAGACACACACACACACAC
Molecule: messenger RNA, 3162 nt
Organism: Schistocerca americana (American grasshopper)
Lineage: Eukaryota; Metazoa; Arthropoda; Insecta; Orthoptera; Acrididae
Gene: BTBD9
Product: BTB/POZ domain-containing protein 9
Exons: 10
Coding region: 167-2386 (739 amino acids)
Biological process (GO): circadian behavior; adult locomotory behavior; modulation of chemical synaptic transmission
Molecular function (GO): protein binding
Source: RefSeq, a predicted model, not a curated record